Rotaria sordida is the source of this 1680-nucleotide messenger RNA. The record is from the annotation of a GenBank genome assembly. Lineage: Eukaryota; Metazoa; Rotifera; Eurotatoria; Philodinida; Philodinidae.
AUGGAAACAAAAAACAUUGUUCGACCAGCUCGUCGAGGUAUUGAUCGAUCUCAAACAUAUCCUCGUCAAUAUCCAUGUGGUUGGUAUCGUAUUUGUGAUUCUGAUGAAAUUACUAAACGAGGUCAAAUUAAACACGCAUAUAUAUUGGGUCGAGAAAUGGUUAUUUUUCGUUCUGACGAUAAACAUAAUCAAAUGUAUGUCUUAGAUGCAUUCUGUGCUCAUAUGGGAGCAAAUUUAGCUUUUGGUGGACGAGUUAUACCAGAUACAAAUUGUAUUCAAUGUCCUUUUCAUUUAUGGGAAUAUAAUGGAGAAACUGGUCAUUGCACAAAAAUUCCAUAUAUAGAUGGAAAAAUACCUGAAAAAUGUAAAGUGCAAACAUAUCCAUGUGUUGAACGUCAUGGAAUGAUAAUGAUUUGGUAUCAUCCAUUAAAUGAAUCUCCUCAUUAUGAUGCUAUUUGUAUUGAUGAAUUAUUAGGUAAUCAUUUUGAAUUUCGUGGUGUGUAUCGUUAUCCAAAUAUUCAUAUGCAUUUACAAGAAUUUUCUGAAAAUGCAGCUGAUGUUCAACAUUUUCAACCACUACAUGGUAAAAUGUGUAUACCAUGGACUCAAUUGCACAUACCACAUGUAUUCGUUCAUCAUCAAGCAUCAUUAGAAUUUAGUACUGAUAAAUCAUAUAUAGUAUAUUUUUAUGAUACAGCAAUGUUAAAAUUAUUUGGAAAAAUUUAUGAAUCAACUAAAGUUGAUGCAUCAAUAACAUUUUAUGGUCCUGGUGGAAUAACAUUAUUUCGUUUUGAUGGAAAAUUUGGAAGAGUUUAUUUAUUUCAUACUCAUACACCAACGAAUUAUACAGAAUUAGAUGUUGAAUUUCGAGCUUAUGUUGAAAAAAAAAUACCACGAUUAUUAAGUUGGUAUAUUAUUGGAAAUUGGAUUGCACAAUGGCAUCGAGAUAUUAUUGUUUGGGAAAAUAAAAUAUUUAAACGUACUCCAUUUCUUGUUAAAAAGGAUGGUCCAAUAUUAAAAAUGCGUCGUUGGUAUAAUCAAUUUUAUCUUUCAAAAGAAGAAUUAGAAAAUUUUACUGACUCACUUGAUUGUAAGACGCAAUAUUCAUUUACUACAGAAGAAAUAUUAUAUUUAAAUGAAACAUGGAAUAUUUUAAAAACAACAGGUAUUGUUAAAUUUGCUGAUGAUGUUCUUAUCAGAACUAUAAAUCAAAAUUCAUCUCUACGACAGUUUUGGACAUCAAAAAUUAUCAUUGAUGCUAAUAAUUUUGAUUUUGGUGUAGGUGAAUCAUGUAUAAGAACUGAUUUAAGUUGGCAUAUUGGAUUACGUGAACAUAGUGCUCAUUUGAUUUUAACAUUAGAAAAACUUUUAUCGUCAAUUCAUGAUAAAAAUCUUCUUUCAAGACAAAUUCAAUCUCUUCAAUUUUUACAAAAUAUAUCUACACUUGAACAUGAUUCUUUAAUAAUAUUCAAAAUAUGUAUUAUCGAUAUAAUUCGCGAACGUUUUCAAAUAUUCACAUAUGAUUUUACAAAUGAUUAUGAACAAGCAUGGGAUAAAUUUUUAUCAUUUAUUCUUGAAUAUUUAGCAGCAAAAGAUCAUACAAUACAAGCACCUAUGAACAACCUUAUUUCACCUAUAAUAAUCAUAAAUCAACCAUCAACUCAUACAUCAAAUUCAUAA